AUGUCGCUGACCGUACCCUUUGCAGCCUGCAGCCCUCGGGCUGCACCAUCGCUCCGGUCCACAUUCCGUGAAGGGGCCGCACUCCAGGUUCGGACUGCACCGCCCCGGACCCGGCCCGCAGCACGCACAGGCCUGAAAAUCUAUCAGUUUGGAUUUUUGAAGAAAUUGGGUCUGGAAAAGCCCGAGUUCCUCCCUGAUUUCGGGGCUCCCAAGCGGAAGUUGCUGCUGGAGGGCUUCUUCAGCAGCAUCAACCAGGAUGUGCUCGCCAACACCCUCUCGGAUGACUUCAAGUUCUCCGACAGGGACAGGGUGUACACCAAGGAUGAGUUCGCCCAGGUGCUAAAAAGCGUGAAGGCUGCCAUCCCCGACUUUCAGUGGCAUGCCAGCACGGACGGCCUGGCAGACAAGAAGGACAAGAAGGCGCGGGUGGAGGUGCGCAUCACCGGGACGCACACAGGCGCGCCCCUCUCCUUCCCCGGCCUCAAGGAAGUCCCCUCCAGUGGGAAGAAGGUGGACCUGCCCAGUGCAAAGUACCUCGUCUCUGUGGAGGAGGGCAGAAUCACGAGCAUCGAGGUGCGCUGA
Auxenochlorella protothecoides is the source of this 582-nucleotide messenger RNA. RefSeq lists its product as hypothetical. The record is from RefSeq and is a predicted model, not a curated record. Bases 1 to 582 code for a protein of 193 amino acids. Gene Ontology annotation, biological process: polyketide metabolic process. The transcript is spliced from 2 exons. NCBI's taxonomy places the organism in Eukaryota, Viridiplantae, Chlorophyta, Trebouxiophyceae, Chlorellales, Chlorellaceae.